Molecule: messenger RNA, 1210 nt
Organism: Tachysurus vachellii
Lineage: Eukaryota; Metazoa; Chordata; Actinopteri; Siluriformes; Bagridae
Gene: tmsb4x
Product: thymosin beta 4 X-linked
Exons: 3
Coding region: 164-295 (43 amino acids)
Biological process (GO): regulation of cell migration; actin filament organization
Cellular component (GO): cytoplasm
Molecular function (GO): actin monomer binding
Source: RefSeq, a predicted model, not a curated record
UCAGUUGAUCCCGUUACGGGCGGGGCUUUGGCGUGACGUCACCGGUUCAUUUGCAUACCAGUCUGCAUAUAUACGACUCUGCGCAGUGGCGCGAUACAUUGCUGCAACCCAGAGAUAUCAGAGAUCAUAAACGCUUACUGGUCUAUCAAGACACCCAGCAACCAUGUCUGACAAACCCAAUCUUGAGGAGGUCACCAGCUUCGACAAGAGCAAGCUGAAGAAGACUGAGACUCAGGAGAAGAACCCGCUCCCAUCUAAAGAAACCAUCGAACAGGAGAAGCAGGCGUCAUCAUGAAGACCCCAAGCUGCCAUCAUGCACUGUGCACACCCCCUUUCCCACACAUUGCCUUCUUUUUGUUCACUUCUUUUAGCUGUAUAACUCCGUAACCAAAAUGUCAAAAAAACAAAAAAGGAAAAUAAUGCUAAAAUGAAAAACCUAAAGCUGCCAUCAACGUUGGGUGGACCUGAAAUCAUCCUCCACCAACAGCCAGAAGACGAAAACCAUCCACCCACCCCCUUUUCCAAACUAGCAGUGAACAGCGCGUCUAAACCUUGGCGCAUUUAGCUUGGAUCCAUCUGGACUCCAUGGCUUCGGCUAGUGGUGUAAAAACUGAAGAAGGGCAAAGGACAAAGGGGGCGUGGCUUUGGAAUGUGGACAUUCCCAAAAUUCAUUAACCAAUUGGGGUAUGGCUUUAUGUCAAUGUGUGACCAGCUCACCAAUUUGUGGCGUUGCAUUUCUUUUUUCCUUUUUUAUUAAGAAAUUGAGUUUUACAGUAAAAUGCACAAUAUUUGGUUUUUGUACAUCCUCAAUGAUUAAAUACCUUCUUGUUAGCACUGCUUCAAGCAAAUGCUUUUUGAUUGACACAAAAGAGGAAAUGGUGGAAGCCAACUAGAUGGGGAAACAUUCCUAAGGCACAAGAGGGUUUUUUAAAACUGAUUGUACCCUUUUUUUUUUUUUUUUUUUUUUUGUACAUGUGGGUUUUUUUGGGGGGUUGCUUUUUUGUGUUGCACCCAAUUUCAAUUGUCCUAUUGUAUGGAAACUGUCAAUUCUGGAAAAAAUCCAUAUUGCUUUCAAGUGUUGACAAAUUUUUUUUUUUUUUUUUUUUUUCCUUGGGUUUCUGUAAAAUUCAGCAAACCAUGUUAAUUUGCCACAAACCCAUUCUCAAAUGGAAAAAAGGAACGUGUUGUAAUAAAGCCUUUGUUAUCAAAA